AUGGUCCCUCUCCCCCUUUCAUUUGUCCUUGUGCGAUUUGCCGUCCAUGCCAUUCAGUCCUUUGCCCCCCUUCUCUCAUUCACGUGUACUGCCACUGAAGCUGCCUUCGCUCACUUUAUCAUCAUGCCCCGAGAUCCGAAAUCUUCCCUUCGCUUUGGCCGCCCAAGUGUGCGUCGGUUCAACAAAGAUGCCGCUAAGGCUGCGGUGCAGAAGUAUCAGGAGAAGCCGCUUAGUGAGGUUUGCCGCCUUGACCCGAAAACGAGGCAGCGUCGCGAGAGGAUCUGGCAGAACUGGGAAGAGUGA
Molecule: messenger RNA, 303 nt
Organism: Metarhizium acridum CQMa 102
Lineage: Eukaryota; Fungi; Ascomycota; Sordariomycetes; Hypocreales; Clavicipitaceae
Source: RefSeq, a predicted model, not a curated record